GUGUGGUGUUUUAGUCACGAUCGCAUUAUGGCGGUUCGAUGACUCACUUUAGUGAAACACGUUUUGACUUUUAUCACUAUACGUUUACUACAUCCUUUGAACAUUUUCGUGUGACAGGAAAGAAAAAAAUUGCGGAAAUGGCAACGACAGAGCAAACAGUUGAAAAUAACAACACGCAAAUGCUUGACGUAGUCAGCCGAACGCAAAUUGUGACAGACCUGGACACAAUAAGACAAUUGGGAAACACGGUCGAUUGUCAAAAAGAAUCCCAAGACAAAAUGGCAUUUGACUUGGAAUAUUUGCAGUCAGUACUUUUCUACGUGUCAAACGUCCGUGUUCUAAUAUCUUUGGAAGGUGAACAUGAAAAAAUUCAUGAGUAUUGUCGUUUGAUUGAAUCUAUUGCUGAAGUUUGUCAAGUUAAAGUCAGAGAGCUUAAAGAACGUUACGAUGAAUUCAGUUCAAAGACGUGCGAUGAGUUUUCCAAGAUGAAAAUUGAGGGGCGGAAAAUUAUGCAGGAAUCUUGUGUGUCAGAUCACUGCGAAGAAUACCAAGAUCACCCGCAAGAAGCAAUCAAGGCAAUGACACCAGAAGAAAAUGAAGAUGAGUUGAAUGGUUCUUUGUACGACAGUGAUGUUGAGUCUCAAAAUAUGUUGGAGACCGAAAGAGAAAGACUUCCACUAGAACGCAGUAAACCUUGGUCCGAGCAUGAACCUCAAAAUAUGGUGCAGAGCGAAGGGAAAAGUCUUCCACGAGAAUGCGAUGAGCCAAAUACAGACAAUCAAUUAUGCUGCCUCGAUCCAAGGAAGAUGAUUUUCUGUAAACGGUCAUGUGGUUUAGUUGCCCUGCAGGUGAUGCUCUAUGAAGAAGGAGUACGUUUUUGUAUGUCAAGGUUUUGUCAGAAAUUACAACAAAUUAUGGGGAAAGGUUUGUUCGAAAACAGGGAGACAAAAAUGCAAGAGAAGCUUGGAGAAAUGGAUCGUUUGUUGCCAUGCACAAAAGUACUUCCUGUCCUAAAUGAAAAAGGCUUCUUGAGAAAAAUAUUCCUCAAACGGUGCAUGGAUGACAGCAGAGGGCUUCUACUGGAAGAUGUGAAAAAUGCUUUUAAAAAUUCAAAGCGUAAUGCAGGUGUUUUGCUUUAUCACACGAAUAAAAUAAGCCAUUGCGUUAAUCUGGUGAAACACAUGAAGGAAGUUAAAAUUUACGAUGGGACCAAUGGUAGAGACAAUCCGAUAGACUUUGAUAAAGCCCUUUCUGCUCAGGUUGUUGUCUUAUCUUUUACAAACGAUGAAAAUGAUGAAAACUAUGGAAUUUCUGUCAUUGCCAGUAAAUGGUUUGAUUGCUAUUCGGACAUUUGCAAAACGGAAUAUGUCCAAAGUCACGCAAAUAAUAGAAAUCUUAGUUGUUCAAGUAGGAUGGAUGCAGCUGAUGGUCUUUAAACUUAAAAUUUGUUUUGGGUGUUAGCCAAAUUCCGAAACUUUCCCACACCCAGUCAAUUAUAAUGAAUUUACAAAGAAGCAUGUGAACUUACAUAAAAUAGAUUUUACGCCAAACAAGAAGACAUUGACACCUCAUCCCACAACUUACGUAGCAACAUACCGAGCAUCCCAACAAAUCCUAUCGACCUUCUCUUAAGCAACAAAAGAACCAAAAAAAAAGAUCAGGAUAUUAUACAAAUAGAACCAAUAGAAAAGAAUGGGAAAAUGCCAGUUAGGCGCUCAUUAUGCCAACCAAAAAAAACAGAUAAAAGCCUCAAAGGCAAAAACCACCAAACGACCUGACAAGUUAAAAAGUCGUUACCUCAAGAAAAAAAAUCCAGAAAACGUAGAUAACACACAAGUUGCAAAGCCUCUUGGGUCUUAAAUUAUGGGCCAAUAUUAUCUCACUUUCUUCCGUUCGAUUUUAAUCCAUAGAAAUAGAUUUUUGAAAGAAAAAAUAAAAUCCUAUCUACUUACCAAGUGCAUAGCAUUAACCAGUGGCUAUCCAGUCUUCUUCUAACCGGCCUUCUGAGCAUUGCUGUACGAUCUGUGCUAACAGAGGAAACGUUACGACAUUUAACAGUGCGAAGAAAGCAGUUUCAUCGAAUCAUUUGGUUGCCACAUCACGUGACCAUUUAUGCCUCUAGUUGUUGGAUAAAUCUUAUCUUAACUUUGUCGAGUAAAAUGUCUCACAACUUGGUGACAUAUAGUGAUCACUACACCGUAAUUGAAAGGUACAGGUGACAAAAUGAUGAUGUUCUAUUUGAUAGCGAUACACGUGACCACAUUUUACUGUAAACAAGACCUAUCUAAGAUGUUUCAACAGUUUGAUAUGAAUGAACGCAAUCAUCAACGAAAAUUGAAUACCACUGACGCGAUUCAAAAGUUUUCAUUAAUGGAAUACUUACUGGCAAGAUGUAAGGGAAGAAAUAGCUAUAGCUAUAAAAUUUCUGAUAAAGUUGAAAAAACAAUCGCAAGAUAAAUUAUUAAUUUAUGUAUAAUAGCUAGGUCUUUAUAACAUACAAUAACGCUACCAUUUACAAAUUUUGUUUGAUAUUUCGAUAUGAGUGACGGAUCAUUGACACAUCAAUCAGAAUAUAUUAUUGUAGCUCGUUUGGGGUUUAAAAAAUACCUUAGAGGAAACUUUUUUGAUAAAAUUUUAUCAUUUAGAAAUUCAAUUAUUUAGUUUUCUUCUGAAAGUAUUUCGUAUUAAAAAUUGAGCAUCGAGCCAAUAAUUUAUUUUGACUAACACUGGAUCCGCCAUUGUAACAAAAUAUAUUUAAUCACAAAACUAGCUUCAAAAGAGUUGUACGUAAAGUUUUUAAUAUUAUUAAAUUUGGCAUUAAUGAGUGUA
Xenia sp. Carnegie-2017 is the source of this 2829-nucleotide messenger RNA. RefSeq lists its product as uncharacterized. The transcript is spliced from 10 exons. Lineage: Eukaryota; Metazoa; Cnidaria; Anthozoa; Malacalcyonacea; Xeniidae. The record is from RefSeq and is a predicted model, not a curated record. The coding region runs from base 39 to 1436 and encodes 465 amino acids.